Messenger RNA from Eruca vesicaria subsp. sativa (arugula), 1143 nucleotides. NCBI's taxonomy places the organism in Eukaryota, Viridiplantae, Streptophyta, Magnoliopsida, Brassicales, Brassicaceae. The record is from the annotation of a GenBank genome assembly.
AUGUCGAAUGGGGAAAACAGGGGUUCAUCAAGCUUUCCUCCUGCAAAACGAGUCAAGAUGAUUAACAAUAUUAAGCCUGCUCCAUUGAUCUUUACUUCUACCAUAGCUGACUACAAGCUUCUGGUUCGUAGUCUCACGUGCAUUCUUCCAAGCUCAUCUGGUCAGACCAGUCUCCGUGUUCAGGCUCAGGCUCACGUUAGCAAUCAUCGAGCAAGCAGGCUAUAUGGCGCUCCUCUUCCUCCUCCGCGUAAUCGGUUCCGGGGAAGUCAAUGGAUGUCAUCGGCGACUUCACGGUCCUUUGCGAAUCCAUUCCCACCGUCUUCCUCAGCGGCUGGACCAUCCAACGCUCAGGCGUCUUCCUCAGCGGCUGGACCAUCCAACGCUCAGGCGUCUUCCUCUCGGCCUCCUUUACCACCGUUGUCGACUCAAGCACCACUUUCGGUUCCGACAUCUGUAUGGGGUCCAACAUCGGCACCGUUGGUUUCAGCAAGGUUGCUGACGUUACCACCUUCUUCUCCUCCUCCUCCUCCUCCUCCUCCUCCUCAAGAUCAAGGGUCGAUGGAACCUAGGCUGGCUGCACGUAUGCAGUCCUUUGAAAGGCUUCUGAACGAAGACGAUGAUCAUUAUUAUUUCCCUGCGUCGUCUGUAGCUGGAACCAGUGACGUGGCCGUUCCUCAGAAUGGUUUCAUGACGCCAACGUGGGAACAUAGCCUUAGUUCUCUAUUCGAGGACGUUGCACCACAGAACGGUUUAGGAUCCAGUAGUGUCCCACCUCCAGCGACUUCUCAGAACAAUCUGCCAUCGGGUAACGGACUACUACCGGCGAAUUUUCCGUCUGGGAGUCAAGAAGAAUGGGUUAAUUAUCAGAACAUUGUGUCAUCGGGUAACGCUGAUCCACCACCGGUUGCACCGGCAGGGGCGAAUCAUCCCGAGGAUCAACAAGGGAGAGAUGGUUUACUAGAAUAUACAACGAGUUUACCAAAUGAGAGUGAACUAGGUUGGCCUAAUCCUCAGAACGGUCUACAGCAAGGGACUACUGUUCCGGAGUAUGGUAGUUUGUCAAAUUAUACCUAUGAAGAAAUGGAGCAAUAUCUUCAACUAACAGCUUCUGGAAGUGUACUACCAUCAUGGGAACUGGAUUAA